This is a messenger RNA of Staurois parvus, 448 nucleotides long. The record is from the annotation of a GenBank genome assembly. NCBI's taxonomy places the organism in Eukaryota, Metazoa, Chordata, Amphibia, Anura, Ranidae.
AUCACUGAUCCACGGAAAGAGCCGAAGAUGUCGGCUCGGUCAUGUGAUCAGCUGUGUCCAAUCACAGCUGAUCACAUGGGACAUCUACACAGAUCAUCAGAGCACUGAUGAUCAGUGUGCCCUGAUGAUCUGUGUAGCCCCAGCAGCGCCACCAGUGCCCAUCAGUGCCACAUUUCAGUGCCCAUCAGUGCCACAUCAAUGCCACAUAUCAGUGCCCAUCUGAUCUGCCUUUCAGUGUCAGCCAUCAGUUCCAGUCAGUGCCACCUAUCAAUGCCAGUCAGUGCCACCUAUCACUGCUGGCAAUCAGUGCAACCUAUCAGUGCCAGUCAGUGCCGCCUAUCAGUGUGCAUCAGUGCUGCCUAUCAGUGCCCGUCAGUGCUGCCUAUCAGUGCCGUCUAACAGUGCCAGUCAGUGCCGCCUAUCAGUGCCAGUCAGUGCCGCCUAUCAG